UCUUUUUGUAUGUGUUUAUAUUGUAAACUCAUAUAAUAAAUUCAUGUUUUUCAUUUUAAUUAAAAAGGGAAGCAUCAAAAUCCCACAAAAACAAUUUUGCUGUAUUAAUCAAAAUCAAUUUCUCAGUCCCGCAGAUGUUGUACUCCAGAGUACAAGCGGGCGAAGCACGCUAACCUGCGCUUCCCCUCGCCCCCACGCUAACCUGCGCGCCUCCCAUUUUGCUCCACCUGAAAUACCUUCGCCACCGCCGUCCACUAUCAUGCGCUCCUCCACCACCACCAUCACAAUGCGCCGCUCCGCCCCCAACGCUCUCUCCCCGCAGCCCUCAAUUUCCCCAAAUUGCCCCUCCCUCUGCCGCCACUCCCCCUCCGCGACGCUCGACCUCCUCAUCCUCCUCCUCGUCCUCUUCUCCGGCGCCUUCCUCAUCACCUCCUAUUUCUCCUACCUCUUCCACUCGCUCUCCCUCCUCCUCCCCCCUCUCGCCUCCGACCCCCAAUCGCAGCUCAUAUUCCUCGCCCUAUUCGCCGCCUCCUUCCUCGCCUUCGUCAGCUUCUUCGAGAUCUGCUGCGGCGGCCGCUCGCGGCGGUGCGGCCGCGCCGGAUGCAGGGGACUGAAGCGGGGGAUGGAGUUCGAUCUGCUGCUGCAGGGGGAGGAGCUGCUGCGGGUCGGGGACGGCAGCAAGGCCGUGAGGGACGUCAAUUCCCUGCCGUGGAAGGGCGGCGGCGACGACAACCCCGACUACGAGUGCCUCCGCGCCGAGCUCCGGAAGAUGGCGCCGCCUAACGGCCGCGCCGUGCUGCUCUUCUGCCUCCGCUGCGGCUGCCCGAUCUCCAAGCUGGAAGGCUGGGGCCCUAAGCGCGGCCGCCGCCACAAGAAGUAGGUUUAGCUCCGACGUGGCCGGAGAAAUACUUCCUCCACGGCAUAUAGCUCAGUCGUUCAAGUAUCGUAGGAUCGAUAUUCAUAAUCUUCCAUCGAGUUUAAAAUGAUCGACUAUCGUGUUUUUAGCAUAGAUAAGGUUUAUUGCUCGGCACUUGUACUCAUUGUCUGUGACGAUCUGCAUUUUGUGUCGAUAAAAACAAACUCACGCUCUCCGUCUGGUGCCCGACUUACAGGGGUCUGGCUUUUUCCGGUGGAGGAGGAGAUCAUCGCUAGCUAGCCACGGUGGAUAUAUAUAUAUAUAUAUAUCACACUCUGCUUUCAUUUUUACCAGAGAAAUACUGUAUUUAUAGUUACUUUGAAUAUGAAAACUCAUAUAUACAUUCUUGUGGGGAGUUCAUCUCCUCCUAUAUGAAAUCAAAUCAGAAUAAAUGAUGAUAUAUAGAUUGAUUUGCAUU
Molecule: messenger RNA, 1334 nt
Organism: Salvia miltiorrhiza (redroot sage)
Lineage: Eukaryota; Viridiplantae; Streptophyta; Magnoliopsida; Lamiales; Lamiaceae
Exons: 2
Coding region: 44-880 (278 amino acids)
Source: RefSeq, a predicted model, not a curated record